AUGAAGAAGCUAUUAUAUAAUCAACAAAACGUUAAUUGGUGUGAUUUUGAUAUUAUGAAAGAUGAACAAUUAUCAUUUUGGGAAUGUGAAUUUUUAAAUGAAAGUGAAAAUUGGAUAAAAAGCUUAGCAGCACGAUACAAAUUAUGCAGCAUCCCAUUGGAAGCUAAAAAUAUUCCUUUGGGACAAAAAAGAAAAAGAGGCCGUGUUGCUAAAGCUAAAAAAGCAUUAAUUGUGCAAUAG
Rotaria sordida is the source of this 240-nucleotide messenger RNA. The record is from the annotation of a GenBank genome assembly. NCBI's taxonomy places the organism in Eukaryota, Metazoa, Rotifera, Eurotatoria, Philodinida, Philodinidae.